GCUCUGCCAAGAGUAACAAACUCCAGCCCUCUGCAGACAGCUAGGCGGCCACAGGGAGCUUCCCAGGGCCUUGAAGGAGAAGUAGGAGACGGGACCUCUACAGGGAGAGGGCAGGCCGGCUCUUGGGGUUGCUGAUGUGGCCCCAAGGCCGAGCCCAGUCGGGGUCUGGCCUCAGCCCCCCAAAGAGCAGUUUCUGCACUCCAUGGGGUUGUCUCUGCCCAAGGAGAAGGGGUUAAUUCUGUGCCUAUGGAACAAGUUCUGCAGAUGGUUCCACAGACAGGAGUCCUCGGCUCAAAGCCGAGAUGAGCAAAACCUGCUGCAGCAGAAGAGGAUCUGGGAGUCUCCUCUCCUUCUAGCAGCCAAAGAAAAUGAUGUCCAGGUUCUGAGCAAGCUGCUCAAGUAUGAGGCCUGUGAGGUGCACCAGAGAGGAGCCAUGGGGGAAACAGCGCUGCACAUAGCAGCCCUCUACGACAACCUGGAGGCCGCCAUGGUGCUGAUGGAGGCUGCCCCAGAACUGGUCUUUGAGCCCAUGACAUCUGAGCUGUAUGAAGGUCAGACUGCCCUGCACAUCGCUGUCAUGAACCAGAACGUGAACCUGGUGCGCGCCCUGCUUUCCCAUGGGGCCAGCGUCUCUGCCAGAGCCACAGGCACCGCCUUCCAACGCAGUCCCCACAACCUCAUCUACUAUGGGGAGCACCCUUUGUCCUUUGCUGCCUGCGUGGGCAGCGAGGAGAUUGUGCGGCUGCUCAUUGAGCAUGGAGCUGACAUUCGGGCCCAGGACUCUCUGGGAAACACAGUGCUGCACAUCCUCAUCCUGCAGCCCAACAAAACCUUUGCCUGCCAGAUGUAUAACCUGCUGCUGUCCUAUGAUGGAGGGGACCACCUGCAGCCCCUGGAGCUCGUGCCCAAUCACCAGGGCCUCACCCCCUUCAAGCUGGCUGGAGUAGAGGGCAACACUGUGAUGUUCCAGCACCUGAUGCAGAAGAGGAAGCACAUCCAGUGGACAUACGGGCCCCUGACCUCCACCCUCUACGACCUCACAGAGAUCGACUCUUCAGGGGAUGAGCAAUCCCUGCUAGAACUUAUUGUCACCACCAAGAAGCGGGAGGCUCGCCAUAUCCUGGACCAGACUCCAGUGAAGGAGCUGGUGAGCCUCAAGUGGAAGAGGUAUGGGCGGCCCUACUUCUGCGUGCUGGGUGCCAUCUACCUACUGUACAUCAUCUGCUUUACCAUGUGCUGUGUCUACCGCCCCCUCAAGCCCAGGACCACUAACCGCACCAACCCCCGGGACAACACCCUCCUCCAGCAGAAGCUCUUCCAGGAGGCCUAUGUGACCCCCAAAGAUGACCUCCGGUUGGUGGGGGAACUGGUGACCGUCAUUGGCGCUGUGAUCAUCCUGCUGGUAGAGAUACCAGAUAUCUUCAGGUUUGGUGUCACUCGCUUCUUCGGACAGACCAUCCUUGGCGGACCGUUCCAUGUCAUCAUCGUCACCUAUGCGUUCAUGGUGCUGGUGACCAUGGUGAUGCGGCUCACCAAUGCAGAUGGGGAGGUGGUACCCAUGUCCUUUGCCCUGGUACUGGGCUGGUGCAAUGUCAUGUAUUUUGCCCGAGGAUUCCAGAUGCUGGGCCCUUUCACCAUCAUGAUCCAGAAGAUGAUUUUUGGUGACCUGAUGCGGUUCUGCUGGCUGAUGGUUGUGGUCAUCCUGGGCUUCGCUUCAGCCUUCUAUAUCAUCUUCCAGACAGAGGAUCCCGACGAGCUGGGCCAUUUCUAUGAUUACCCCAUGGCACUGUUCAGCACCUUCGAGCUGUUCCUCACCAUCAUUGAUGGUCCUGCCAACUAUGACGUGGAUCUGCCCUUCAUGUACAGCAUCACCUACGCUGCCUUUGCCAUCAUCGCCACGCUGCUCAUGCUCAACCUCCUCAUCGCCAUGAUGGGCGACACUCACUGGCGAGUGGCUCAUGAGAGGGAUGAGCUCUGGAGGGCUCAGGUGGUAGCCACCACGGUGAUGCUGGAGCGGAAAUUGCCUCGCUGCCUGUGGCCUCGCUCCGGGAUCUGCGGGAGCGAGUACGGGCUGGGGGACCGCUGGUUCCUGCGAGUGGAAGACAGGCAGGAUCUCAACCGGCAGCGAAUCCGUCGCUACGCACAGGCCUUCCAGCCGCAGGAAGUCCUCUGCUCUGAGGGCUUGGACAAAGACUCAGGGGGAAAACCAGAGCGGUGCCGUCCCUUGGGCCCCCACCUGUCCUUUCCUACACCCUCCGUGUCUCGAAGCACCUCCCGGAGCAGCAUCAACUGGGAAAGGCUCCGACAAGGGACCCUGCGGAGGGACCUGCGGGGGAUGAUCAACCAGGGCCUGGAGGACGGGGAGGGCUGGGAAUACCAGAUCUGAGCGCUCACGCCCACUGCGAGCACGGAAACCAAACAGGGCAACACCAACAAGAACCGAGGGGUCUCAUCUCCCAGGUCCAAGGGGGAAAGGGGCAGACCAUGAACGCUAAGCACUUGGGGAAUUACUGCUCCAGGCCUCCAGGAUGCCUGGAGCUGGGCAAAGAGAAGCUGAGGCGACGGUCCUUCCUCCUUCUCUUGCGGAAGUCCCACUGCACGUCAGAGCACUUUAAGGACAGGUUUGCCUUCUCAGGCACCUGUCUCCACCCCUGUGUAAUAAGUAGGAAGGGAGAGAGCCCUUUCCAGGGUGCUCCAGACAGUUGAAGGGGGAAGCGCUGGGUUUAUGGAAAGGUGCCCGGGAGAGGGAGACAGGCACCUCUCUAGGAGUGAAAAAGCUGGGCUGAGUCUCACCACCUUCCAAUAAAGUCAUUUCCUGCUCCCUGUC
This is a messenger RNA of Ictidomys tridecemlineatus (thirteen-lined ground squirrel), 2827 nucleotides long. RefSeq names its product transient receptor potential cation channel subfamily V member 6 (gene Trpv6). Gene Ontology annotation, biological process: calcium ion import across plasma membrane. Gene Ontology annotation, cellular component: plasma membrane. The record is from RefSeq and is a predicted model, not a curated record. Gene Ontology annotation, molecular function: calcium channel activity; protein binding. NCBI's taxonomy places the organism in Eukaryota, Metazoa, Chordata, Mammalia, Rodentia, Sciuridae.